AUGGUUGAUACUGCCGCCUUGCAUCUGAGUUUAGGCAAAGCAAUCCUCUGGCUCCUUCGCCUGACAUGGGGCCUUGUCCAUCUGCCUGGCUACUCACAAUGUCUGAUUUGAUACAUCAUCCGAAAGUAGUCUCUUCGAUGCUUUCUAUCACGAAUCCAGCGACCCCACUUGCCACAGAGCACUGGGAUUCACACUGAGGCGUCACUAGCCUAUUGCCACCCUUGAAAGGUCACCGACUUGCAAAAAGCAAAGCGCAAAUCAUCGAGCUCUGGGGUCCUUGUGGACUCUUUGAUCUGUGUGAUACUGGUUUUAACUCGCCGAACAAAGCCGUUCUACUGAAAAUCUCAUCACCAGUCACUGUGCAUAGCUUUGAUCAGACUUGCGCAUCAUUGCAUCCGAAGAACUAUGCAGACUGCUAGCUUGGACGACUUGCCUGCACAGAAACUUCCUAGAGGGGACAUAAGAGGCGCAUUACAUCCCAGUGAUAUCGGUCAACGACGCGACAGCAUGGCAUCGUCUGAGACAUUCUGUUGGUCAUCAGUCGUGACGAUGACACCAUUUGUCCCGAGUCAGCAUUCAGAAGCAGGGGCACAAGACGAGACAGUGUUGCUGGAAGCGAAGCAACUGGGAUACAACAGACGAAUAGAGAUUAUGAGACAGACAGAAUAUCCCAUGCUGAGAGGUAUCACUUACCUCGAUCAUGGUGGAACUACUUUAGCGAGUGAGUCUUUGAUGAACUCGUUCUGUACACAGAUGAAGGCUUCCAUACUUUCCAACCCACACUCGGAUGCCUCGAGGCCAAGUUUCUCCGCCAUGAUGGUAGAGCAGACACGUCAGAAGGUCUUACGACUGUUCAGUGCCGACCCAAAUGAAUGGGAUGUUGUGUUUACUGCAAAUGCCACAGCUUCCGUCAAGCUAGUGAUGGAGUGCUUCGCUGGCCACGGACAAGGUUUCGAUUAUCUGUACCAUCGCAAUGCUCAUACUAGUCUCGUUGGUGUGAGAGAGCAAGCGCAAAACAGCCACUGCCUCGCGACAACCGAAGAGAUGGAGUUUUGGCUAAGCGGUGGUCAAGUUUUGCCGACUCAAAAGCCACCCGGGUGUCGGCCUGUUCUGUUCUCUUAUCCCGCUCAGUCAAACAUGAACGGAGAACGUCUACCUCUUAGCUGGCCUUCCCGAAUUCGCCAACACGACAACACGUAUACACUUUUAGACGCCGCUGCUUUAGUCUCGACCAGCCCACUGGACCUCAGCGACCACGCCACAUCACCGGACUUCGUGUCAAUGUCUUUCUACAAGAUCUUCGGUUUCCCCGACCUCGGUGCUCUGCUCGUACGUAAGGCUUCCGCGCAUGUACUGCGCCGCCGGAGAUACUUCGGUGGUGGUACCACUGAAAUGAUAGGAUGCAUUGGUACACCGUGGGUCGAGCGGAAAGACAGUAGCGUACAUGCCAGCUUAGAGGAUGGCACGAUUGCAAUACGCAGUGUGCUCGCCUUGAGCUGUGCUAUCGAUACCCACACAAAUCUGUUUGGCGGCUUGGCCCAAGUCUCGAAGCACACAGGAUGGUUGGCAAAAGCCCUGUACGAUCGACUUGCCAAUAUAAAGCAUGCGAAUGGCAUGCCUGUUUGCCACAUGUACAAGGCGCCAACAUCCGCAUACGACGACAGAACGUCACAGGGUGCAACGGUCACAUUUAAUGUCAGAAAGAGUGACGGGUCUUGGAAGAGCGGAUCCGAAGUAGGUGCGAUGCUGAGGGCAAGCAAGAUCCAUGUUCGGACAGGCUCGCUCUGCAAUCCAGCGGGUAUGGCCUCUGCACUAGGCCUGUCGGCGGAGGAUCUCAGAGCAGCGUUUGACUCAGGAUUCCGUUGCAAUCAGACGAGUGACGACAUUCGGGGCGAUAUUCCCUUUGGGAUGAUACGGGCGACUCUGGGCGCCAUGAGCACGCUUGGGGACGUGGAGAAUCUCGUGGACUUUUUCCAAAAGCAUCUCGUAGACAAUCCACCAGGGACGCCACACAGAUCGCGCGUAUCUCAAUCGGGCGGGCCCGAAAGCAGUGGCCUUCCAACUAUCUCUUUUAACGAGCGGCCAAGGAAGACCACAGGCCAGCCGACAGCGAUCAGAACACACGAAAGCAUAAGGCCCGGCCCGCAGCGGCAGGGUUGGAUCGCGCUCUUUAGCUGCUACUCAAGACGGAAAUAGCUAUACCCAGCGGAUCAGAAGAGUCACGG
Molecule: messenger RNA, 2225 nt
Organism: Boeremia exigua
Lineage: Eukaryota; Fungi; Ascomycota; Dothideomycetes; Pleosporales; Didymellaceae
Product: pyridoxal phosphate-dependent transferase
Exons: 3
Coding region: 406-2196 (596 amino acids)
Biological process (GO): molybdopterin cofactor metabolic process
Molecular function (GO): molybdenum cofactor sulfurtransferase activity
Source: RefSeq, a predicted model, not a curated record